Corvus hawaiiensis (hawaiian crow) is the source of this 2027-nucleotide messenger RNA. RefSeq names its product VPS9 domain containing 1 (gene VPS9D1). Bases 1 to 1899 code for a protein of 632 amino acids. The record is from RefSeq and is a predicted model, not a curated record. NCBI's taxonomy places the organism in Eukaryota, Metazoa, Chordata, Aves, Passeriformes, Corvidae. The transcript has 16 exons. Gene Ontology annotation, cellular component: cytosol; endocytic vesicle. Gene Ontology annotation, biological process: vesicle-mediated transport. Gene Ontology annotation, molecular function: guanyl-nucleotide exchange factor activity; small GTPase binding.
AUGGCCGCGCCGGGGGCCGGCGAGGGGCCCGCGCCGGGCCGGGGGGCCCGCGGGCUGCAGGGAGCCAUGAGGGCGGCGAGCGGCGCCCUGGGCAUGGACAGCGCCGGGCGGACCAGGGAGGCCUACGUGGAGUACCUGAAGAGCAUCACCCUCAUCGCCCAGGCCCUGCAGGAGGAGGCGGCAGGGACGGAGAACAGCGAGGGGGUCACGCCUGACACCCCAAAACUGCUGAAGCUGGCGGAGCAGUGCCUGGAGAGGGUCAAAUCCAUCGCAGCGGCGCUGGGGAAAGCCCAGGUGAAACCGGCUGCACAGGAGCGGGGUGGGGGCCCCACGCCCCUCUCCAGGCACCGCCGGGUCUGCUCAGAUGAGGGGGGGAAGCUCUCGCCAUUCCUGCCCCCGGAGAUCUUCCAGAAGCUGCAGAUCGCUGAGGCACAGAGCGCACGGAAGGAGCUGACGCCGCUGGAGGAGGCCUCUCUGCAGAACCAGAAGCUGAAGGCGGCCUAUGAGGCGCGGGUGGCACGGCUGAACCCAAGCCAGGCCGUGCAGAAGACAUCCCUGACACUGUCCCUGCAGCGGCAGAUGAUGGAGAACCUGGUGAUCGCCAAGGCCCGGGAGGAGACCCUGCAGCGUAAGAUGGAGGAGCGGCGGCUGCGGCUGCAGGAGGCGGCCAACCGGAGGUUCUCCAGCAGCGUGGCCCUCACCCCCGAGGAGCAGGAGCAGCGAGCACUCUACGCUGCCAUCCUUGAGUAUGAGCAGGACCAUGACUGGCCGAGGCAGUGGAAGGCGCAGCUGAAGCGGAGCCCGGCGGAUCUCUCAGUGGUGUCAGGGCUCUUCUCCUGCCUCUUGAGCUGCCCCGAGCACCCCAUCACGCAGCUGCUGCGGCGGCUGCAGUGUGCGGUGUACGCCCGGCUCUACCCCGCCGUCAGCCGCGGCCCCGCCGACGCUUCCCCCGCCUCCCCCUCGGGCCUCUCCUUCCUGUCGCUGGACGCCGGGGGCUCCUCGCUGCCCGCCGAGCCGGGGGGCCGCCGGCUCCGAGCGUCCCGCAGCCUCCACUGCAUGUUCUCGGUGCCCGAGCACGGCCCGGCCGCGCUGCGGCACAGCCAGUCCACCACCACCCCCCUCGCCGACAGCGGCGCCCCGGGGCCCGCCGAGCCCCCCGAGACCCCCCGGGAAAGCUCCUUCGAGGACCUGGAGCGGUUCCUGGCGUCCCCUGAGGGCUGGGCCCCCGCAGAGACCCCGGCCGGCCCCGGGCAGGACACGGCGCUGCCGGAGCUGCUGAAGGGCGUCGUGAGGGACAUCCACAACGCCAUUGACAGGCUGCUGGCUCUGACUCUGCUGGCCUUCGAGGGGCUCGGUACUGCCGCCGGCAAGGACCAGUGCCUGGCCUGCCUGGAGGAGGCCUUCUUCCCCCCACUCUGGGCCCCUCUCCUGGCCCUCUACAGGACCGUGCAGCAGCCCCGCGAGGCGGCCCUGGCGCGCAGCAUGGAGCGGCACCGGCACGCCAGCCCCGCCGACAUGGGGCUGGCCUCACGCCUCUUCCCGCCCACCCCCGGCCGCCCCGCAUACGCCUCCGCCGUGCAGGACCUGCGCCUCAUCCCGCUGGAGACCUGUCCCCGCAGGAAGCUGGAGUGCAUCGUGCGAGCCCUGCGUGGCAUCUGCGAGUGUGCCGAGGAGUACUGCGGCACCCGGGACGCCCGGAGCCUCGCCACGGCCGCCAUCGGGGCAGAUGACCUGCUGCCCAUCCUGUCCUACGUGGUGCUGCAGACGGGGUUGCCCCAGCUGCUCUCCGAGUGCACCGCCCUGGAGGAGUUCAUCCAUGAGGGGUACCUGAUCGGGGAGGAGGGGUACUGCCUGACGUCCCUGCAGAGCGCCCUGUCCUACGUGGAGUCCCUGCAGUGAGGAGGGGGCGGCGCGGGACCCCCACAGCCCCGGGCAGCAUGUGUGCAGGCUCGGCGCUGCGGCAGGAGCAGCGGCAGGAAUACGGGCAGGAGUUCCGGCAGGAGUUCCACCGGGAGUACCGGCGCUCG